Messenger RNA from Coregonus clupeaformis (lake whitefish), 408 nucleotides. Its product is annotated as chromobox protein homolog 8-like. NCBI's taxonomy places the organism in Eukaryota, Metazoa, Chordata, Actinopteri, Salmoniformes, Salmonidae. The record is from RefSeq and is a predicted model, not a curated record. The transcript is spliced from 2 exons. The coding region runs from base 18 to 338 and encodes 106 amino acids.
ACGAGGUUGAAGUAAACAUGGAGCUAUCCGCUGUUGGAGAGCGAGUCUUCACGGCCGAGUCCAUCAUCAAACGACGCAUAAGAAGAGGUCGAAUGGAAUACCUUGUGAAAUUGAAUGGCUGGUCUAAAAAAUAUAGCACCUGUGAACUGGAGGAAAACAUUCUAGAUGCGCGCCUCUUCGCUGCAUCGAGGAGUUCUGGAGAGCAGUCAGCGGUGUCUUGGAGGCCUCGUCUGGAUAACGUUGAGAAGGUGGUGGUCACAGAUGUGACAACAAACUUUUUGACAGUCACCAUCAAAGAGAGCAGCACAGACAAAGGUUUUUUCAAAGAUAAAAGAUGACUUCAUUUCAAUAUCUGCUUCACAUAACAUGACUAACAAUGCAACAGCUAUUUGUAAGAAGUUGGUAAUC